ACUUGACUAUACCCUCCGACUGUCAAAAGUUACAGGAAUUACACGAACAAGAACACUAUGAGGACAGCGAUCAUAAUUUGAAAGCACAAGAAUUGUAACUUAUCAAAAUCAACACAGACAUGGACUUCAUACAGUGGCUACUUUCGGGAAUUCUUAUAUGUUUUGCCUUGAGAUACCCGCUGGAAAAAGAGAUAUUGGAGCAAUUACAUUUAAAUAUUACAAUGAAUCAAGCCAAAAAUUUUGAAUUAUUGGCUCAACAGCAGGAAUACCUGGCUACAUGGCGUACAGAAGAAAUAGACUCAUUAAAAGCGUUACAACAUUCCCAAUCCCACCUUUCAAGUCAACUUGACUAUAUUAGGAAUGUUCAGUUACGAGGAACUAACGACCAAUUAAAGUCUAUCCUGAAUACCACCCUAUCUUUACAAGACGAAACAGAAGCAGUAAUGCUACAAUAUCAGCACGCAAUUCAGAUAGCAACAUACAACAUACAGAAUCAAUUAGCCAGCUUAUUAGAGCAACAAAAGGAUGGUAUACAAAUGUUCAUUAGAGACUCUAUAUACACACAGUUGGAAGUGAUUCACAAACGACUGUCCGAUCACCAACAAGACUUACUGAUUGAUCUGAAUAAGACAAAGCAUGCUUAUCUCCAAGAUUUAACAGCAUGGAGAGAUACACUUGACUCUCUGAAUUCAAGCUUAUCUGAUAUUAUUCAUUACGAUUUGAAAAAACUGCAACUGGAGCUACUAACCAUUCAGAAUCAAGUCUCCGCGAUCUUGAUACCCUUUUUUUGGAUGAAUAAAGUCUGCCAAGAAUUCUCAACGAAUGCACAGCUGCUGCUGUUAGAUUCAAUCAUUUACACGGUCUUCAUGUACCAUGUGUACCUGUGUGCAACAGGAACUGUGAUUCGGAAAACAGUGUGCUUCAUUUUAGCAACAACAGUUUAUGUGUACGUCUACAUUCAUAUUGAUUGGUUUGUCACACCUGAGGUUAUUACGUUGACUGACAAACGUGUCUACUGAAACAGUAUAAACAGCUUCUGCAAUCGAACUUGUCAAUUUCCACUCUGAGAACAAUGAUGCUUAAACUUGCUAAGAAAUGGUAUAAGAGUAAUAGUGGUAUCAACAACGAUUGUGGUAGCACCAAGUUGAUACAAGAAGAUGAACUGCAUUUUCACCAACAACAAGAGCAACUCAGGCAAGACUAUAGGUACAACGAUACCAAUACAGAAGUUGCAGCUGAUUUCACUAACUUUUCACCAGCUGGGCAACAUAUAUUUGUCAGGAAGGUUGUCCAAUCAUGUUUUGAUGAGCAGGUUACAGAGAAGCUUCUUUUAGUUGAUCUUGACGAAAAUUAUGACGCUGAACCUUACUUCUCUUCGUCAUCGCC
This is a messenger RNA of Mycotypha africana, 1386 nucleotides long. RefSeq lists its product as uncharacterized. The record is from RefSeq and is a predicted model, not a curated record. The coding region runs from base 120 to 1019 and encodes 299 amino acids. The transcript has 9 exons. NCBI's taxonomy places the organism in Eukaryota, Fungi, Mucoromycota, Mucoromycetes, Mucorales, Mycotyphaceae.